CAAUACAUUAUGUGUCACAAAUAAAGAGUGUGAGGAAACAGCAGUUAUUGGACAUCUUGAUGAGUUCUAUACCAAAGCCAGAAAGACAUGCUGAAUCAUUGCUUGACAUUUGUCAUGAUACAAACUCUUCUCCAACUGGUAGGAUGACAGAUACCAAAAAUCAAAACAUAAUCUUUCAAAGCAUCAGUAGCAGUGAGGAGUCUGAACCAGGUGAUGACUGCAGUCAUUCCAUAUUGGUUGAUGAAGAAGCUGAAGGACAAGAUUGGCCACCCAGAACUGAAGGUGUUGAGAUUAUUAUGACUUUUCCAAGACACGCCAGUCAUCUCCAAGAAGUGAGCCAAGAAGAUGUGAAAAAAAGCAAUCACAUAACCUCAGUGCAUCAAGAAUGGACACAAGAGCGUUCUGUUUCUCUCCCAAAUGAAAUGGAGAUUGUGGACAUCAGGACAAAGAUGCUGAGCAUGAACCCUUUACUCCUUGAGAAAGAAGAAAGUUCCAAGGUGCUCUGUGAUUUGGACUUGGGCUUUGUGUUGCCCAGGCCUUGUUUAGAUGGAAGUAUCUCCAAGUCGGUGACCAAGGAAGAGGCUCCUUAUUUUCGGGAGGUGCAGCAAAGAAAAUCUGAAGAGUUUUCUCCAUGUGAUAUGAAAUGCAGUAGCCGAAGAAUUGGGUUCCCUCUACCACCACUGUCGCUCUUGCCCAUCCAAUCUGAUGUCCUCAUCGCUCCCAAAAGUCACAAGUUUCCAAGAGAAAGUGAAGGAAGUAUUUCAAACCUCACUUCCUUUGUGCCUAAAUUCUCAUUUAGUCCACAACAAGAAACCUCAUUGAAGGGCUUGGUGGAUCAGAGUCUCAGGACUUCUGAUAGCUAUAUUUGGUCACGAAACAUGUAUUCUUUUUGGAAAGGUAACCACCACAAACAACACCUGGAGGUUGGGGAGAACUGGAGGUCCAGGGAAGUAGAGGAAUGGGACAAAAUUGACAUCUCCUGCUUUGAUCAAAGGCAGUGUCUUUUUGGGACUUUUAAGGAAAGCAAUAUUCUUUUAGAUAGGGGAGAGGAUACUGAACGUCAUGGUAGUGAUAGCAAAAAGGCAGAAGAGAACUCCCAAGAUCUUUCAUCAAGAAAUAAACUGGGUUCAGUGGCCAGAAAAUAUGAACAAGACUCAGAAAUUGUAUGUACCUUUCCAAGUAAGCUCCAAGAAGCCCAACAUUCAGAAAUAGCUCCAGCUGAGGAUGAAGAGAUUAGAAAUGAUACAAUUGAUUCAAAAAGCCCUUUACUGCAUAAAAAUGAAGCCAUACAAGCAAACAUUUUAGAAGAGUUUACUGACCUUAAAAGCUUGUCAAAUAUAAUUUCUGAUGGUUCCAUUGAAAAGGUUCUAGAAGGCCAUACUGAUAUGGAGACAAACAUGAAAAUAUCCAUAGCAGAAGAAAGCAAAACAGAAAUCAAUGAGAAGAUGCCUCUUAUGAACAUCACUUCCCCUGGAGAUGGAACCCCCAAGACACCAGCUAUAACCAAACCAACCCUCCAAAAAAGAAAGAGUACCAUUCAUAACAAUAGCUUCAACAUACUGGCACACUACGAAAAUGACACACAUAAGAAUAGCCAUAGGAGUAAAUUGGAUUCAAAGGCCAAAACAAGUAAGAAGACAUCUCAGAAGUUCACAAUUUCCAUUGAAGCUUCCACUAAGCCAAAUGUGCACAAAACUAACAUAAAAACUCAAGUUUUCCCUGCUUUAGAGCUUGUUGACCCUAGGCCUCAGCAAUCACCCAAGUUUCAAAGGAGAGCACUACACAUAGAAAAGAAGCAGUCAACUUACCGAACUCAGAAACCUAAAAAGCAAUCAUUUCCUUGCAUCUGUAAAAAUUCAGGAAUAAAAAAACCAUGUGUUCCUCUCUCUGCUCAACCAACAGAGCCAAGAUUGCAUUAUCUGGAUCUUAAGUAUAGUGACAUGUUCAAAGAAAUCAAUUCAACUGCUAAUGGACCUGGCAUAUAUGAAAUGUUUGGCACCCCUGUUUAUUGUCACAUGCGAGAGGCUGAACGACAUGAAAACAGAUUUUACCAUGAGUUAUAUUCAGCUCCAUCAGGCAGAUGUAUAACUAAUAAAUGUCGAUCUUUGCACAGUGAGCGGAGCAGCAACAGCAGAACAAGACUUUCUCAAAAAAGAUCACAUAUUAAACCUCCAAAGCCUUCAGUUUCUCUGAAACAAAAGCAAAAAGGGUUAAUUUCUAAAGAAAAGGGUUGCAAAGUUAUAGUUAGAAACCUACAAGACAUUGAAAAUAGUAAUGGUAUUUCAGAAGCAGGGUGGCAAAUAAAAUCUUCAGGAAACAAGCUUCUAUCUCCCAAAGAUGAGACUCAGCCCAUGAGUUUGGCCAGGAGUCUUGAGAAGUCCCCUGAACAGAACCAAUUUCUUCCUGUUUCAGAUUUAUCCAUUGUUGCAGAAAUCUCCAUGGAAGAGUCUACCCACAAGGGAGACGUUUCUAAGGAUCAAGUGCUCACCACAAGCCUUAGAGAUCUGCAAGAAUUUGAAGACCUACAUCAUCAGACCCUUUUAGAAAACAGCUGGGCCAUGCCCACUGAGAAGAAUUCUAUCAAACGUGUACUGCCACUGCCGGAAAAGCAGAGUACAACACCGCUGAGUGAAAUAAAUGCCGGCCAAAUGUUAAUGAAUUAUCUAGAAUUUGAUAAUGUUUUAGAGAAACCUAAAACACCUGCAAGUUUCUCUUUCCAAGAGAAGCAAGAAAGCACAUCUUCCCAAACAUAUCAAUAUUGGGCACAUUCUUUGGAUUGUGAUAGUUUAACAAGUAAGUCCAUAACAUUCCAAACAUUUGGAAAAACUUUAGAGGAUACAAGUUCUAUUUCCCAAGAAAUUCUGGAUUCAGUAAAGAAUGAAGAAUUGACAGAUGAACUAUUAGGUUGUCUAGCUGCAGAACUCUUAGCUCUUGAUGAGAAAGAUAACAACUCCUGCCAAAUAAUGGGAAAUGAAAGAGAUACUGAAAACUUGAAUCAUGUUCUCAGUAGAAGAAAUACCAUCAAAGAAUUGAACAUAGAGGCCACAAAUAUCACAAUACAGAGGUGCAGUAAUGGGUUCAGGAUAUAUGACAGGGAGGAGAAAUUUCUGACCUCGAGUGAAAAGAGGAUGUUUUCUGCAAAUAGUUUAAAGCAUGAAGAAUCUAUCUUGUGGACCAAGGGUGAGAUCCUUGGGAAGGGAGCCUAUGGCACAGUAUACUGUGGCCUCACUAGCCAAGGGCAGCUAAUAGCUGUAAAACAAGUAGCUUUGGAUACCUCUGAUAAAUUAGCUACUGAAAGGGAAUACCGGAAACUUCAGGAAGAAGUAGAUUUGCUCAAGGCCCUGAAACAUGUCAACAUUGUGGCCUAUUUGGGGACAUGCUUGGAACAGAACACUGUAAGCAUUUUCAUGGAGUUUGUUCCUGGUGGCUCAAUCUCUAGUAUUAUAAGCCGUUUUGGGCCAUUGCCUGAAAUGGUAUUUUGUAAAUAUACAAAACAAAUCUUGCAAGGUGUUGCUUAUCUGCAUGAGAACUGUGUGGUACAUCGAGAUAUUAAAGGAAAUAAUGUUAUGCUAAUGCCAACUGGAAUAAUAAAACUGAUUGAUUUUGGCUGUGCCAAGCGUUUGGCAUGGGCAGGCUUGAAUGGCACUCACAGUGACAUGCUAAAGUCCAUGCAUGGAACUCCAUAUUGGAUGGCCCCAGAAGUCAUCAAUGAAUCUGGCUAUGGAAGGAAAUCGGAUAUCUGGAGCAUUGGUUGCACUGUAUUUGAGAUGGCCACAGGGAAGCCUCCAUUGGCUUCCAUGGACAGGAUGGCAGCCAUGUUUUAUAUUGGAGCACACCGAGGACUGAUGCCUCCUUUGCCAGACCACUUCUCAGAAAAUGCGGCAGACUUUGUGCGCAUGUGCCUAACCAGGGACCAGCACGAGCGACCUUCUGCUUUCCAGCUUCUGAAGCAUUCUUUCUUGAAGAGGAAUCAGUGAAUACACAAGAUUCUUCUCAGGGCUGUAUAAAUGCUGUUAUUGCUUACAUGUGGAGAAUGAUGGUUGAGACCCUUCUGUUCCUACUGGAAAUCCAAUCUCUUAACCAGAUUCUGCAGUAUCACUAAAAACCUUACAUAUUAGCAUCCUCAAGCAUAUUUUAAAUGAGAACCUAUUCCAGUGUUUGCAGUUUUAAUUAACCAUGAUCCAUACUCUCUAUUGCUUUAUAUAUUUUCUUUAA
This is a messenger RNA of Octodon degus (degu), 4215 nucleotides long. It is a transcript of the gene Map3k19, whose product is annotated as mitogen-activated protein kinase kinase kinase 19. Gene Ontology annotation, biological process: protein phosphorylation. The record is from RefSeq and is a predicted model, not a curated record. NCBI's taxonomy places the organism in Eukaryota, Metazoa, Chordata, Mammalia, Rodentia, Octodontidae. Gene Ontology annotation, molecular function: protein kinase activity; ATP binding. The transcript is spliced from 10 exons. Bases 60 to 3977 code for a protein of 1305 amino acids.